Zophobas morio is the source of this 903-nucleotide messenger RNA. RefSeq names its product carboxypeptidase N subunit 2-like. The transcript has a single exon. Bases 1 to 903 code for a protein of 300 amino acids. Gene Ontology annotation, molecular function: protein binding. The record is from RefSeq and is a predicted model, not a curated record. NCBI's taxonomy places the organism in Eukaryota, Metazoa, Arthropoda, Insecta, Coleoptera, Tenebrionidae.
AUGCCACAUUUAAGACGACUGAUUAUUGUAAAUCACCUGAACAAAAUUGAACCACUAUUUUUUGGCCAGUUUGAGUUGAUAACACGUAUCACACUGUAUGAUAACGAGCUGAAAACUCUAGAGGCAAACACGUUUACAAGACUGGAAAGGUUAGAAGAACUGGAUUUGAGAAACAAUGCUAUCGAACACAUGGAAAGUUUAAGUGUAUCGUUUUGCAAAAUUGACACUGUUGAUUUAUCACAUAACAGUCUGCGAAUCCUAAUCAACGACAUUUUCAAGGGUUCUGUUGUUAGGAAGUUGGUGAUAACACACAACAAACUCUUGGACAUACAACAUAAUGCGAUGCCUUUUCAUUUGAAAGUUUUAAAUUUAAAUUACAACGAAUUUCAAACUUUUUCGUUAUCAAAGUUAAAGCGGACAGAAAGUGUUACAGAUGUCAAACUUAGUCACAACAAACUAUAUACAGUCGAAGUAUUUCAUAUUUCCAACAAGAUAGAAGCUUUAGAUGUAUCCUUCAACAAUUUAUACACGUUUCCUAUAACUCCAUCCAUGCUUAGAAACCGACACAAUAUAAAAUUUAUUUCGUUAGCUUACAAUCGUCUAAGAUCUUUUGAUGUGGAUGUAUUUAAGGGGAGUGGUAUUGAUUUUACAGUAAUGGGCAAUCCUUGGAACUGCAAAUGUGCAAACAAAUUAAUAAAGGUUUUCAAUAACUCUACGUCCAUGAUUCGCCAAAGUUUGUGUGACAAAAAAUUUCUGCAAAGUGGAGCAGCGCCAUAUUGCAUUAUGGGAACAAUGUGGUAUAAUGAAGACUGUCCCAAAGUAGAAAUUUUUCCAGAAGAGUAUUUUCAUCAUUUCCAGAGUGCGUUGCCUAAAAGUGAUGACUGUUAUUCAUGGCCUCCUUGA